AUGUAUGACGAGCGUGUCAAAGAGAUUGAAAAGGAGGAAAAGAAGAAUGGGCAGGAGAGUGGUAACAGUGCUGAUGCUGGCGAUAGUAGUAACGGAAGCGAAAAAAAGGUACAACUGUUAGGCAAGGUCAUAGUGGUUGUGCCGUAUUAUUCACCUCGCCUUGUUAUACAGACUGUUGGAACUGUCCUGAGGGUGUUCUUCCACCCCUGUCUCAUACCGUUCCUUAUAGAUUUGUCUAACAGAGAGAAGCUUGUCAUCUCACUUUCUUUCAUGUUCUUUGACUUUAUAGGUGUGAAUUAUGCCAGCAAUUUUGAUGAAACUAUUGACCCAUCUGAAAAGACUCCUUCUCAGUCUCAUCUUUCAUUUGUGUUGUCGAGGGAUAUCAAUCUUUAUAUUUUGGGGUUUUCGUCUAUUUCCAUUGCCUCAUUUAUUGUCUGGAACAUUUGGACCUGCGAAUUUGAAUUCACCAACUCUUCAUUCUUCCUCCUGACAUUGGCGUCCGUAAAUGGCUUUAUUGGGGGAAUCUUUACUGGAAGGGGUUUGAAUGGUUCAUUUUCCCUCAUUGAGUACUACAACACUCAGACGAGGGCAGACGGAACAAAGAUUAUAGGAGAUGAUAUCAUUAAGCUUGACAAUAUCAUUAACGAUAUUGCACUCUCUCUUGAUUACAUCUUAUGCUUUUUAAUGUCUCUAUUCUCUAACAUUACUGAAAGAUUCAUACUCAAUCACAAAAAUUCCAGAGAGUACAUUCUCAGCAACAACAAGGGCGAUUUAUCAAUCGAAACUGUAAAUGCUCUACUAAUGCAGUUUAAAGGGUCAUUAUAA
This is a messenger RNA of Theileria equi strain WA, 825 nucleotides long. RefSeq lists its product as hypothetical. The record is from RefSeq and is a predicted model, not a curated record. Lineage: Eukaryota; Apicomplexa; Aconoidasida; Piroplasmida; Theileriidae. The transcript has a single exon. Bases 1 to 825 code for a protein of 274 amino acids.